Messenger RNA from Abrus precatorius (Indian licorice), 1202 nucleotides. Its product is annotated as peroxidase 12-like. Gene Ontology annotation, biological process: response to oxidative stress; hydrogen peroxide catabolic process. The transcript has 3 exons. The record is from RefSeq and is a predicted model, not a curated record. Gene Ontology annotation, molecular function: heme binding; peroxidase activity. Lineage: Eukaryota; Viridiplantae; Streptophyta; Magnoliopsida; Fabales; Fabaceae. The coding region runs from base 19 to 1059 and encodes 346 amino acids.
ACACUAAGGUAAACAAAGAUGGCUAGUUUGGGUGCUUCUCCUUCUUUGCUCUUCGUUUCUUUCAUUCUACUUGCUUCACACAUUUGUGCCUCUGAGCCACAAGCCAAGCCCCCAGUGGUAAAGGGACUAUCAUAUUCUUUCUAUUCCCAAACAUGUCCUAAGCUUGAAACCAUUGUUAGAAACCAUCUCAAAAAGGUGUUCAAGCAGGACAAUGGCCAAGCCCCUGGCUUACUCCGCAUUUUCUUCCAUGAUUGCUUUGUUCAGGGAUGUGAUGGGUCAGUGCUGCUAGAUGGGAGUCCAGGUGAAAGAGACCAACCUGCCAAUGGAGGCAUAAGAAGUGAGGCCUUGCAGACCAUUGAUGAUCUAAGGGCUCUUGCCCAUAAGGAGUGUGGAAGAAUCGUUUCCUGUGCAGAUAUCACUGUCUUGGCAGCUCGUGAUUCUGUUUACCUAACAGGAGGCCCUGAUUAUGCAGUGCCACUAGGAAGACGUGAUGGCAUAAGCUUCAGCACUUCAGGGACAAAUAAUCUUCCAUCACCCUUUAACACAACCAGCGUGACCAUCAAAACUUUUGCAGCCAAAAACUUUGAUGUAACCGAUGUGGUUGCCUUAUCAGGUGCACACACUUUUGGUCGUGCUCAUUGUGGCACAUUCUUCAAUAGACUUUCUCCUUUAGACCCCAACAUGGACAAAACCUUAGCCAAAACACUCCAAGCCACAUGCCCAGAUGCAAAUUCUGGUAACACUGCCAACUUGGACAUUAGAACUCCCACAGUUUUUGACAACAAAUACUAUCUCGACCUAAUGAAUCGCCAGGGUGUGUUCACUUCUGACCAAGAUUUGCUCACUGAUAAGAGGACAAAGGGUUUAGUAAAUGACUUUGCCGUCAAUCAGACCUUGUUUUUCGAGAAAUUUGUGGAUGCUGUUAUAAGGCUGAGCCAAUUGGAUGUGUUGACAGGAAAUCAAGGUGAAAUUCGUGCCAAAUGCAAUGUGAUUAACAAUAAGAAAUCUGUAUUGACAUCUGUGGUGGAAGAGGCAUUGCAAUUCGUUGAUCAAUUUUAAGUUCAUGAAGCCCUAGUUUCUUAGUUCUUCUUGUGUGUUGUUGUUUGCAAAUUCCUUCUUGUUUCUUGUUUAACUUAUGACUCUGUAAUAAGUACGAGGUGUUUGGUAUGUACUUCAGUUUGCAAACAAAGGAAAAUUUUCUU